Messenger RNA from Tripterygium wilfordii, 2232 nucleotides. RefSeq names its product serine/threonine-protein kinase STY46-like. Gene Ontology annotation, biological process: protein phosphorylation. NCBI's taxonomy places the organism in Eukaryota, Viridiplantae, Streptophyta, Magnoliopsida, Celastrales, Celastraceae. Gene Ontology annotation, molecular function: ATP binding; protein kinase activity. The coding region runs from base 268 to 1920 and encodes 550 amino acids. The record is from RefSeq and is a predicted model, not a curated record. The transcript is spliced from 16 exons.
UUCUCACACCAAAUCAAACCUGGCAGUCCUCUGAGGUUUGAACGCCUCUCUCUCUCUCUCAACAAUUCCUCCAUCCCCAGCCUUCCAGGCAAAUAAUAGUUUUCUCCAGACGAUUUUACCCUUCACGUCCCAUCUAAAUUUCCAAAAAUAGCUCCUUUUUUCUUUUGUAGAUUCCACUAACAGUCAAAGAUCCUCUUCUUCUGUUGAUCACCUUCUCACCUUCUCUCUUUCUCGGCGCUCAUGGCUGCUUGACUAGAAACUGAAUCCAUGGACUUGACGGAAGGAGUUGGAGAGAGUUCGUCGCCGCCGAGAGGCUUCGGGAGCUUCUCUAACUACGAUGUACGUAAUGAUGUCUACAAUCGGCUGACAGAGAUCGGUACUGGGGAGACCGUCUCCAAUCCUGAGUUUCGGGAGCUGCUCGACGCUCACUUCAACCGACUUCCCGCUAGUUAUGGACUUGAUGUUAACAUGGAUAGAGUAGAAGAUGUUUUGUUGCAUCAGAAACUUCUUUCAAAAGCACAGGAUCCUGAGGAGCGGCCAGUAUAUCAUAUCCGUUUCUUGGAGAACCUUUGCAAUAGGGCAGAUGGUGAUUAUGAUGGACAAUUCUCAAGCACCAUGUCUAUUCCACAGCCACCAAGUGACGAAGAUAAUGAGUCUGUCAUGUUAUUGCAUAAGAGAACCAAGGAUUGUGCUGUUGACUUUGAACCUUGCUCUAAGCUUGAAGACCUAAAUUUGGAUGUCAGAAAGGACAUGAAGAGAAAAUCCCUUACAGAGAACUUCUGCGCAAGGCAAGACGUUUCAUCGGUUCCAAUCCAUGAGGUCAUAUUUUCAACUGUCGACAAGCCUAAGCUUCUUAGUCAGCUCUCUGCUUUGCUUUCUGAUAUUGGACUUAACAUCCGUGAAGCACAUGUAUUCUCAACAACAGAUGGCUACUCCUUAGACGUAUUUGUGGUGGAUGGCUGGCCUACUGAGGAUACAGAUGAUUUAUAUAAGGCUAUGGAAAAAGCAGUAGCUAGACAUGAGGGGUCCUGGUCUGGUUCUUCACAUGGUCGUUGUGCCGCAAACAAAGGAUCAGCUGGACAGGCAAAAAUUGGGGACUGGGAAAUAGAUAGAAGAUUAUUAAAGAUAGAAGAAAGAAUUGCAUUUGGAUCCUGUGGUGACCUGUAUCGUGGAAAUUACCUUGGUCAAGAUGUUGCUGUAAAAGUUUUAAGAUCUGAGCGUUUGAAUGCUGCUGUGGAAGAGGAAUUUACUCAAGAAGUGGCAAUUUUGAGGGAGGUCCAUCAUAGAAAUGUUGUUCGUUUCAUUGGUGCUUGUACAAAGUUUCCACAUUUGUGCAUAGUGACAGAGUAUAUGCCUGGAGGAAGUCUAUAUGAUUACUUGCACAAAAAUCAUAAUGUAUUGAAACUCUCUCAACUACUGAAGUUUGGAAUUGAUGUUUGUAAGGGAAUGAAUUAUUUGCAUCAGAACAACAUAAUCCAUAGGGACCUAAAGACAGCAAAUUUGCUGAUGGACACUCAUAAUGUUGUUAAGGUGGCAGAUUUUGGUGUUGCUCGGUUCCAAAAUCAAGAAGGAGUGAUGACAGCAGAGACUGGAACAUACAGAUGGAUGGCACCUGAGGUUAUAAAUCAUCAGCCAUAUGAUCAGAAAGCAGAUGUGUUCAGUUUUGCGAUUGUAUUGUGGGAGCUAGUGACAGCCAAGAUCCCAUAUGAUAAUAUGACUCCCCUACAAGCUGCACUAGGAGUGAGACAGGGACUCCGUCCUGACCUUCCUGAGAACACACACCCAAAACUAUUGGAGUUGAUGCAGAGAUGUUGGGAAGCUGUUCCCAACAAUCGACCUUCUUUCUCUGAGAUAACGGCUGAACUUGAAACACUUCUUCCAGAAGUCGAGGAAACUAUAGUGGCAGUGAAUGGUAGCUAAAGUUAUGGUACGUGAUUUCUAACCACCACGUUUUUCGAAAGUGUUUUUUUUGGAUUCUUGGGAUUUUUUCAAUAGGUAUCCAGGUUAUAUUGUACAACUGAGAUUUUAGUUUCAAGGGAGGCUGUCCAACAUGAUGUAAAUUAGCGGAAUGACAAUCUGUGCCUUUUUUGGGAUGGUCCUUUCUUCUCCCUUUUUUUAACACACUGAUGCGCCUUGAUAAUUAUCUUGUAAGACAUUGUACUCGAGUAUUUUACUACAGUUGAUGUUAUCCAUUGAUAUAGUGAAAAUACAUGUGUUUGCAUAACGUUUACA